Molecule: messenger RNA, 684 nt
Organism: Colletotrichum higginsianum IMI 349063
Lineage: Eukaryota; Fungi; Ascomycota; Sordariomycetes; Glomerellales; Glomerellaceae
Product: Gpi anchored protein
Exons: 3
Coding region: 1-684 (227 amino acids)
Source: RefSeq, a predicted model, not a curated record
AUGGCCCCCAAGACCCUCCUCGUCGCCCUCGGCGCCGCGAACCUCGCCUCCGCCCACUUCGGCCUCACCUACCCUGAGUGGCGCGCCGACACCCUCAAGCCAACCAACGUGACGGGCUUCUCGCAGUGGACAUACCCAUGCGCCGGCGUCCCCUAUGGUGCGGGCAAUGUCACCGACUGGCCCCUCGACGGCGGCGCCGUCGAGCUGGACCUGCACCAUGACUGGACCUACGUCUUCAUCAACCUCGGCCUCGAGGCCAACGGCAACGUCUCGACGCACAACAUCACCCUGACCCCUCAGUUCUGGAACGCCACCGGCUCUGGCACCCUCUGCGUCGAGAAGCUGGCCCUGCCCACGCCCGCCCAGGACGGCCAGCGCGCCAGUCUGCAGGUCAUCACCGUCGGUGACUCGGGAGCCGGCCUGUACAACUGCGCCGACAUCCGCUUCACGUCCAACGCCACGAACCCCUCGUCGGAGCAGUGCAAGACCGAGGGCGUCUCGGUCUACACGGUCAAGGAGCAGAGCGCCAACGGCACCAUCGAAGGCGGCGCCGGCAACAGCACCGGCAACUCGACUGGCGGCAACGGCGGCUCCAGCGGUGCGGCCGGCAGCGGCGUACACAUGCUCGCGCUGACGACCUUCGUCGGUCUUAGCUUCGUCUUCGCCUUUGGCAUGAGAUUGUAA